Molecule: messenger RNA, 1662 nt
Organism: Penicillium canescens
Lineage: Eukaryota; Fungi; Ascomycota; Eurotiomycetes; Eurotiales; Aspergillaceae
Exons: 3
Coding region: 1-1662 (553 amino acids)
Source: RefSeq, a predicted model, not a curated record
AUGGCAUCUACGAUAUCAUAUGGCGGACCUAACUCUGGGUUCCAAGCAGGCGUCAUUAAUGGAAAUGUCACUGCUCAGUUCGCACAAUCAGAAACAUCGUUGAACCAAGCGUGCCUACGGGAUCUGCGAACGACCAAUCCCACCGACGAUAAAAACCGUAUCAAGAACAUGAAUGGAGGGCUGCUUAAGGACUCAUACUGCUGGAUUUUAGACAAUGAGGAGUACAGACACUGGCAAAAUGACCGAAGCAGCCGUCUGCUUUGGAUUAGAGGAGACCCUGGCAAGGGGAAGACAAUGCUCCUUUGUGGUGUCAUUGAGGAGUUGACACGCUCGAUUGGAGUCACUGCGAAUAUUUCGUUCUUUUUCUGCCAAGCUACUGACCUGCGAAUCAAUAAUGCCACGGCCGUUCUCCGUGGGUUGAUAUAUUCACUUGUCGAGCAGCAGCCAUCCCUUCUCCACCACGUACGACGUCGAUAUGACCCAGCGGGAAAAGCACUGUUUGAGGACAUAAAUGCAUGGAAUGCCCUCUCGAGGAUCUUCACGGAUAUUCUGAAAGACGUGGACUUACGGAGUACCUAUCUGAUAAUCGACGCUCUAGACGAAUGCACAACAGACCUUUCUCUCCUUCUAAGCUUGAUUGCCCAGGAGCCUCCCGCCCAUCCAAAAGUAAAGUGGAUUGUCUCAAGCCGUAACUGGCCCGAUAUUGAAGAACGCCUUGGCACUGCAACCCAGACAGCCGCGAUCUCGUUGGAGCUAAACGGGGCGUCUAUAUCUGAAGCUGUGAAUAAGCUAAUCUGGCAUAAGGUUAAGCAUUUGGCAACAACAAAGCAGUAUAAAGAUGAAACGCGCGAUACGAUAUGCCGUUACUUAUCGUCGAAUGCGCAAGACACUUUCCUGUGGGUAGCCUUGGUCUGUCAGGAGCUUGAUAGAACACCGCGGAGGCACGCUCUUAAGAAGCUGGAAGCAUUUCCUCCUAGGCUAAAUGCUCUGUACAGUCGAAUGUUCGACCAGGUUCUCAAUUCGGAAGAUUCGGAGCUCUGCAAGCGCAUACUGGCUGUCAUGUCAAUAGUUCAUCGGCCUCUUGCGUUGGACGAAUUAGCCUCUUUGAUUGAACUUCCUGAUGAACUCUAUAAAGACAUCGAAGACCUCUCCGAGAUCAUAGCAAUUUGUGGCUCCUUUUUGACCUUGAAUCAACACACCAUUAUCUUCGUCCAUCAGUCUGCGAAAGAAUUUUUACUCAGAGAGGCGCGAAACACUGUUUUCUCCGAAGGCAAAGAAGCUGGACAAUAUGCAAUUUUCUCACGCUCUCUACAGGCUAUGCAUCGGACACUUCGUCGCGAUAUCUUCGACAUUAAGUUCCCUGGAUUUCCUAUUGAGAAAGUCACUCAACCCAGUCCGAAUCCUUUAGCAGCUAUACAAUACGCGUGUGUCUAUUGGGUAGACCAUCUUCGGCAGGGUUGGUGUCAUAAACAAGAUGCCGUUAUUCUUGACGAGGGAGGCUGCGUCGAUCUUUUCCUGCAGCAAAAAUACCUUAACUGGCUCGAAGCCCUUAGCAUCCUCGGAAGUAUAUCGCAAGGUAUAGUAGCUAUGCUAAAGCUUGAAGACUUGCUUCAGGACAACGUCCUGGUCCCGAGACGGAAGCCGACUCCUAUCAGCGUCUAA